CGUGGACACCGGCAGCGUGCCGGCUGUCAUAGCCGCUGCGGAUGCUGCGGCGAGCGCACCUGUCGUACGCACUAUAAACAAACAACGCACAACAAACACGCGGCCCUGAAUAAAUGAAAUAAAACAAUACACGAGACUACUGUGAAAUGAACAGUGUGAGUUUAGUGACAGUGACAAUAAAUUACCAUAGAUCUAGGUUACCCUAGAAGUAUCCGCGUCUGUGCAUCUGGAUCAUCCGUAGGUCGGCGGGGCGAUGUUAAGUGCGGCUGUGGCGGCGCUGGCGUGGCUCUGCUUGGCGCGCACUUCGCUCGCAGAGCCUCAUAGCCUGCGUACGUACACACAAGCCUCACAUAACCCUAAGGACUUAACCAGUAUAUUGGUGAACAUUGAGGAACGGUUAAGACAACUGGAUAUCGUCAGUGCUAUGCAAGUGAAACAGGCUCGGCGGCUUGACGUCGUACAAGACAAAUUAGACCGUUUAGAGACCGCUCUGUCUUUGCGGUUAGAGAGAGCUCAACUAGCAGCGGAAAGACUAGAACACCGAUUACAUAUGCUUCAAACAAGCGUGCAAACAUCUAUCAAAGAAAGCAGUGAAAAGAUAGAAAGCGGUCAGGCAAAAAUUGCGGAGGUUGCCCAAAAUUUGACUAAUCAAAUUGAUGUGCACAGGCGGUUAUUAGAUAAGGCAAACGGCGCCUAUGCGGAUACGUGGCAUCGUGGUUUAGUAAUGGAAUCUCUAAUGCGCGACGGGUUAUCCUUGGUAAAUGUAACUCGUCGUGAACUUGCCGACGGCCUGCGAACCCUAGCGAGACGUCAGCGCGACGCCAGACUAAGUACUGCUGAUUUGGAAGCCAGUUUUAUGAGACGAGUCACAGAUAAAACAAAUAAAAUUGAUUUGAAGAUGCAAGAAGUACUAGAAAUGCAAAAACGAUUCAUUGAUUCUUGUCAACGCGUACAACUCGAUGACCCCACUCAAGUAGCAGAUGUACUGGACAAAUUAAUCGACUCAGUUAUCAAUAAGACUGCAGCGACAUUCCAUGAAUUACAAAACAUACAAGUCACAAUGCGAAAUCAUAAUUCAAAAGUUAUCAAGUUACUCAGUACAGCUCGCCAAACACAGACCGACGCCACCUGCCGGCGACUGGAAAGUGUAUUUCGUAACGCAUCCCAAACAACUCUAAAGGAGAAUGAAUUGCAACAGUUAAUUGAGAAAUUCGUGGAUUUGACAAAUCGUGCGGACGCAGCACUGCAGCGUCUGGAGCGUCGCAUGAGAGAGGACAAUGACGAACCAGCCCCGCCGUCCGACGUCACUGCAGCAGCUGAUAGGCUUCUGCUCAAACUUAAAGGAAUCAAGGGCGAAAAUGAUUCUGAUGAAGAAAUGGAUUGGGCGGAAGAGGACCAAGACAGUGGCUACUACGACGACGGAGGCGGUGGCGGCGAUAUAAUGGAUGAAGACAAGAAAAUAUUGAGUGGAGCAACUGGAGGGAAACAGAUGGCCGACAGUGCUACAGCGCGUCCACUACAUCGAAGGCAUCUCCACAAACACCCAUAUGACCGUGGCCCAGGCUGGAGAGAUGCGCCUAUACCAUAAUAUUAAAUGUUUAAUAUAAUAUGUAUAAUA
Molecule: messenger RNA, 1618 nt
Organism: Galleria mellonella (greater wax moth)
Lineage: Eukaryota; Metazoa; Arthropoda; Insecta; Lepidoptera; Pyralidae
Exons: 10
Coding region: 254-1588 (444 amino acids)
Source: RefSeq, a predicted model, not a curated record